AUGGCGAGAAGAUCUCCUCCUGUGGUUAACCAAAAAUGCGAGUCAGGUUGCACAUGGCGAAUGUUUAGAAUCUUCAAUUUUCGUGAAGGUCAUUCCAACAGAAGAUUGGUUUCCAAUAGGAGGCAUUUGAAUACACAUGCUGCUGGAAAUGGAAACUCCAGAAAUAGCUCAGAUUUGCUUAGCAAAGUUGAUGAAAAGUGCCCUCACAUUGGUGUAAGUUCCAGAAAAAGAAGAGAUUAUAGUUGGAAAAGUAUGGGAUGCAUGGAGAAUGAUCAAGUAGCAGAUUGGGGAAAUGAUGUAACAAAGAUGAUUGUUGAUCAGAGAUUUGUCAAUAAAAAUGUUCAAGGUAAAGAUGGGGCAGGCUGUCAGCCUGAACAAUUCUUCAAUGCUUUACAGAUUUUAAAUUCAAACAAGGAACUUUUCGUAAAACUUCUGCAAGAUCCAAACUCUCUGCUAGUAAAACAGAUUCAUGACUCACAGAGUUCUCAAGUGAGAGAACCAUAUCAUGCAAGGCAAAAAAGGAUGAUCAGAUUCAAUAAAUCUCAAAAUAGUAAUGCUAGACGAUGUGUAAAAUCGUUUAAGUCCUUUGAUAGACAUGAUUCAUGUUCAAGUUGUGAACCUCGGUCCUCAAACAGAAUAGUAGUUUUGAAGCCUGGCACAUAUAAUGUGAAAAAAAUUGCUGACACUAGCUUUGGCUGUCCUCGGCCUCAUUCUCCUAAAUGCCACAGUUAUGAUGCGCAAAAUAUUAAGCCUUCAUAUUUUCCCCUUGGUCGUAUGAAGAGAAAGUUGAGGCAUGCCAAGAGAGUGAGGAGUAAAGAACAGCAGUUGAGGACCACUGAUGAAGUGCCAUGUAAACUUCCCUGCAUUUCCCAGGGCUUGGAAGAUGGUAAAAAAGUAAAAGAAUUGGAAAUUGCUGGAAGAAAUUCACCAACUAAUGUCCAUGCUAGUAUUGGAGAAAGGUUGAAUUCAUAUCUUUAUUUGAAGAAGAAAAACAAGAUUAUCAAGUUCAAGGAUUCUGAGUUAUGCAUGGGACAGGAAGAUGUUUCAUUUGGUGAAAGUUGCAGUAGUAACAGAAAUAAUACUCCAGUCACUGAAGGGAUGAGAUAUUAUAAUAACUAUGAAAUGGUCCUCAGAACAAAGGUGGAGCUUCAGAAAGAAGGGGAAAAUGGUCACAAUAGCACUUUGGGACAGAAAAUCAAGGAACCACCGGUGGCCAUUUUUGAUGCAGAUAUUAGUAUCAGGAAAAGUCUUCCUGGCGCCAAUCUGCAUGCACAUUAUGAUAUUCCCAGAGAUGACGAAUGUAAGGAGAGUCCUACUCGGGACUUAAACAUAAAUAAUACAACCGGAGCAACUGAAUAUUUUUUGAAAUUUGGAGAGAUCCAGAUGUCACCAGGAGUUGCUUCAUCAUGUCAGAUAAUAGAAGAUUCUUCGAACAUGAGGAAGAGAGUUGAGCAACCCCGUGCUGAAUAUGUUGGGAAUGAUGUCACCAACCCACCAACAUUUCAACCAGAUGGAUCAUUGAUACAUGAUAAAUUUGAAGAGAACCAUUUUACAGGCUUUAUAAGUUCCUCUUUGUAUCCAAUAAACAAUUUAACUUCUUCCUCCGAAGACAUCUCAGACUAUGUAAGGGAAAUUCUGCAGGAUUUCAGCUUAAAAGGGGAUGAACUUGUUAUUAAGAGCGAACCAUCUGAGCUAUUGCUGGAUCCAUCCACCUUUGAUGAAUUGAAGGGAUUAACUGGCCAACUUUCUGGCUGUAGUACAAUCUUGCUUGACUGUGUUAUCGAAACUUUCAAGGAGGUAUACCAGAAGUGUGGCUUCCUACCUCAUAUUUCAUCAAAAAAUCCAAAAGUCCAAGCAUAUGUUUUGAAGAAAGUUCUGAUUAGAGAGAUUACAGAACUCAUUGACUUGCACUUUCUUCCUCAUCCAUCACCAAUAACAUUAAAAGAGCUUGUUGGAAAGGACUUAGCAAGACGUGGAUCAUGGCUAAAUAUAGAGGUUGAUGCAGAAAGCAUUGCAAUAGAGGUAGGGGAAGAUGUCCUUGAAAAUCUGGUAUUGGAGAUGGCAUCUGAGAUGGAUACAAGAGACAUGAUAGAUUGCAAUGAACCAAUGUCUCCUUGGAGAUGA
Gastrolobium bilobum is the source of this 2124-nucleotide messenger RNA. RefSeq lists its product as uncharacterized. Bases 1 to 2124 code for a protein of 707 amino acids. The record is from RefSeq and is a predicted model, not a curated record. NCBI's taxonomy places the organism in Eukaryota, Viridiplantae, Streptophyta, Magnoliopsida, Fabales, Fabaceae. The transcript is spliced from 6 exons.